AUGUCGAGCUCAUCUAAACCCGACACCAAGUUCGACCAGCUGCCAGGAGUCGUCGACAACAAUGCCGACGAUGCCCUGGCCAACCUGGGCUACAAGCCCGAGUUGAACCGCAACCGAUCCACCCUCCAGGUCGCCUUCAUGUCCUUCGUGCUCGCCUCUGUACCCUACGGUCUGGCCACCACUCUGUACUACCCUCUGGUCGGCGGCGGGCCUGUCGCCAUCAUCUGGGGAUGGCUGGCUGUCUGUAUCUGCGUCAUCUGCGUCGCUGCGUCCCUCGGUGAAAUCACAAGUGUCUACCCUACUGCUGGAGGUGUGUACUACCAGGCGUUUAUGUUGGCUCCUAGCAAAUGGCGCCGUGUCGCUAGCUGGAUUUGCGGUUGGCUCUACGUUGUCGGCAACAUCACCAUUACCUUGUCCGUCAACUUCGGCACCACCCUCUUCCUUGUCGGGUGCAUCAAUGUCUUCGAGUCCGAGCCUGGUGUCGGUAUUCUUGCUGGCGAGCCCUACCAGGUUUACCUGAUCUUCCUUGGUAUUACCUUGCUGUGCAAUGCCAUUUCCUCUCUUGGUAACAAGUGGCUGCCUCUGCUUGACACCGCCGCCAUCUUCUGGACUCUGAUUGGUGUUGUUGCUAUGAUUGUCACCAUCCUCGUUAUGGCCAAAGGCGGCCGUCGUGAUGCUAAAUGGGUCUUCACUCACUUCGAGAACAACUCUGGUUGGCCUGAUGGAUGGUCUUUCUGCGUCGGUCUGCUCCACGCCGGCUACGCCACCUCGGCCACUGGCAUGAUUAUUUCCAUGUGCGAAGAGGUCCAGCGUCCUUCUAUCCAGGUGCCCCGUGCCAUGGUCGCCACCCUGUUCAUGAAUACGGCCUGCGGUCUUCUCUUCCUCAUCCCCAUUGUUUUUGUCAUGCCCGACAUCGUCGAGCUCAUCAGCCUCGCCCAGCCCGUGCCCUACAUCUUCAAGGUGGCUACUGGCUCCAGCGGCGGUGCCAUCGGUCUUCUGACUCCUCUUAUCGUCCUUGCCGUCCUUUGCGGUGUCGCCUGUACAACCGCCGCCUCCCGCUGCACCUGGGCUUUUGCCCGUGACGGUGCCAUUCCCGGCGCCAAGUGGUGGAUGGUGGUCAACGACAAGCUCGACGUGCCCCUGAACGCUAUGAUGCUCAGCAUGGUCGUCCAGCUUCUCCUCGGCCUCAUCUACUUCGGCUCCACUGCCGCCUUCAACGCCUUCUCUGGUGUUGGUGUCAUGUGCUUGACUGCCUCAUAUGCCGCCCCCAUUGCCAUCAGUCUCGCCACUGGCCGCAAGCAGAUCCGCGAGGGCCAGUUCUACCUCGGCCCCGUCGGUCUCGUUUGCAACGUUGUCGCUCUUGCCUGGUCUUGCCUGGCCCUGCCGCUCUUCUGUAUGCCUACCGUGGUGCCCGCGACUGUUGAGACCGUGAACUAUGCCUCUGUCGUGUUCGUGGCUGCGAUGCUCAUCUCCGGUGGUUGGUACUGGAUGUGGGGAUACCGCAACUAUGCCGGUCCCCCAACCCACGAGGAUUAG
This is a messenger RNA of Clonostachys rhizophaga, 1536 nucleotides long. Lineage: Eukaryota; Fungi; Ascomycota; Sordariomycetes; Hypocreales; Bionectriaceae. The record is from the annotation of a GenBank genome assembly.